Triticum turgidum subsp. durum (durum wheat) is the source of this 861-nucleotide messenger RNA. Lineage: Eukaryota; Viridiplantae; Streptophyta; Magnoliopsida; Poales; Poaceae. The record is from the annotation of a GenBank genome assembly.
AUGGCGCACACCACCACUGCCAGUGCCACCCUUGGUUCGGGUGCGCUGUACAAGUUAUUCAUACUACUCUUUUGGUUACAAGGAUCUCCUGCGGGAGCUACUGAUAUGAUCACAUCCACGCGGCCGCUCUCCGGGAAACAGAAGUUGGUUUCCCAGGGUGGCAAGUUCGCUCUGGGGUUUUACCAGCCAGGUGGUGGACCCCAAGACAAGUGGUAUAUUGCAAUAUGGUAUAACAAGGUGCAAAAAGUUACUCCAGUGUGGAUAGCCAAUAGGGAAACACCCAUCUCAGACCCGGACUCAUCAGAGUUAACUGUCUGGACUGAUGGCAACCUGGUUCUUCUCAACAAGUCUAGGUCUAUAUUUUGGUCUAGCAAGACCCCAACCACCACUGGAGCCUCCAACACCACCAUUCUUGUUGUGCUCCUCAACACUGGUAAUCUAGUUCUUACAUAUGCAUCCAACACAUCCAAUAUAAUAUGGCAAAGCUUCAAUCACCCCACCGACACCCAGCUUCCUGGCAUGAGUUUUGGGCGAAACAAGCUCACAGGCGUGAGUGACCGCCAGGUCUCAUGGAGAAAGUAUAUGGACCCGUCUCCAGGCCUCUUCUCGGUCACAAUGGACCCGAGCGUAGGAGCACAAUACUUGCUCAUAUGGAACAACUCCCGACCUUAUUACACCCCUGGGAAGUUCAAUCCGCAAGCAGGUGCAUUUAGCAGCAUCCCGUCGAUGACGGUGAUGAUGAUGCCAAACUCGAUAUACUCAUAUGAGUAUGUCGAAAAUGACAAGGAGGAGUACUUCUUGCUCACAGUUAAGGACGAUAACCUCUUCCUCCGCACUGUGAUUGACCCAUCUAGCCAAUAG